Molecule: messenger RNA, 2493 nt
Organism: Pelobates fuscus (common spadefoot toad)
Lineage: Eukaryota; Metazoa; Chordata; Amphibia; Anura; Pelobatidae
Gene: SCP2
Product: sterol carrier protein 2
Exons: 16
Coding region: 74-1684 (536 amino acids)
Molecular function (GO): acyltransferase activity, transferring groups other than amino-acyl groups
Source: RefSeq, a predicted model, not a curated record
UCUCUGGUUCAAGGUAUAACUAGUGUCGGGAAGCACAGGGGACCAUAGUACAGAGAAUCACCUGAACUUCACCAUGGCUCCAAACCAGAGGAAAGUGUUCGUGGUGGGAGUGGGGAUGACCAAGUUCUUGAAGCCUCAAGAUAAUUUGGAUUAUACAGACUUCGCCAAAGAAGCAGGUCAGAUGGCUCUGAAUGAUGCUGGAAUUUCAUAUUCUGCAGUGGAGCAGGCAUGCGUAGGAUAUGUGUAUGGUGAUUCCACAUGUGGGCAACGUGCAAUCUAUCACAGUUUGGGUCUGACUGGGAUUCCCAUUAUCAAUGUCAACAAUAACUGCUCUACCGGGUCCACAGCACUCUUCAUGGCCAGGCAGCUGGUGCAGGGAGGACUAUGCGACUGUGCCUUGGCUCUUGGUUUUGAGAAGAUGGAGCGUGGGUCUCUAUCAUCCAAGUUUACUGACCGGACCAACCCUAUGGACAAGCAUAUGGAGGUGAUCAUAAAUAAGUAUGGCUUGGCGCCUGUUCCUGCAGCUCCUCAGAUGUUUGGUUGUGCUGGUAGAGAACAUAUGGAAAAAUAUGGCACCAAGAAGGAACACUUUGCCAAGAUCGCAUGGAAGAAUCACAAACAUUCUGUUAAUAACCCGAACUCACAGUUCCGCGACGAGUACAGCUUGGAUCAAGUGCUGAAUUCCAGGAAAAUCUUUGAAUACCUGACUAUACUUCAGUGCUGCCCAACCUCUGAUGGUGCUGCUGCUGCCAUUGUAGUGAGUGAAGAUUUUGUGCGCAAGCACAGGCUGGAGGGGCAAGCCGUGGAGAUCCUGGCACAGGAAAUGGUCACUGAUACCAGAAGUUCGUUUGAAGAAGAAAGCUGCAUCAAGGCGGUUGGGUUUGACAUGUCCAAACUUGCUGCUGAGAAAUGCUUCACGAAAACUGGUUUAAGACCAGAAGACGUAGAUGUGAUUGAACUUCAUGACUGUUUCUCUGCUAAUGAGCUCAUCACAUAUGAGGCACUAGGACUUUGCCCCAUAGGUCAAGCUGGAGCUCUGAUUGACCGAGGAGACAAUACAUAUGGCGGUCGAUGGGUAAUUAAUCCUAGUGGAGGUUUGAUCUCUAAAGGCCACCCACUUGGAGCAACAGGGCUGGCUCAGUGUGCUGAACUCUGCUGGCAGCUCAGAGAUCAGGCCGGACCCAGACAGGUUCCAGGAGCCAAGAUCGCUUUGCAGCACAACAUCGGCAUCGGGGGAGCAGUGGUGGUCACUCUGUACAGGAUGGGAUUCCCAGGCUCUGCAUCCAGUACGUCGCGUAUCCAGAUGGCGCCAACAAGUGCCGAGGACGGAUUUAAAUGUCAGUUUGUGUUUAAGGAGAUUGAGAAGAAGCUUGAAGAGGAAGGAGAUCAAUUCGUAAAGAAGAUCGGUGGUAUAUUUUCUUUCAAAGUGAAAGACGGGCCUGGGGGCAAAGAAGGGACAUGGGUGGUUGAUGUGAAGAAUGGCAAAGGAUCUGUGUCCACUAGCUCAGAUAAGAAGGCAGAUUGUACCAUCACUAUGUCAGACGCUGAUUUAUUGUCCUUGAUGACUGGGAAGCUCAACCCUCAGACGGCAUUUUUUCAGGGAAAGCUGAAAAUCGCUGGAAACAUGGGAAUGGCCAUGAAAUUACAGAGUUUGCAGCUGCAACCUGUGAAGGCGAAGCUGUGAAGAGAUAUCCAUUGUUGGACCCCUUUUUAAUUGCAGCCGGGAUUGACUUAUGUAGUGGAUCAUAAUUCUAUCUUCCUCCUCCAUUUCCAGACAGGCAUUGUGAAGCAGCAUCGGUCCGGGAGAAGCGGGAUCCAUGUGUACUGGAUGAACACACUUGUGUCUGUCUCUCUCUCUCUCUCUCUCUCUCUCUCUCUCUCUCUCUCUCUCUCUCUCUCUCUCUCUCUCUCUCUCUCUCUCUCUCUCUCUCUCUCUCUCUCUCUCUCUCUCUCUCUCUCUCUCUCUAAAGCAUGAGUAUUCUCUAAUUAUGCAGGAUUGCUUGUGCAUCGUACUGGGAACAUGAAUGUCUUUUUUUUUUUUUUUUGUACACACUUCUUGAAUACAUGCAUUGACUCAUGCUUUUGCAUGAUCUCUUUGCGUUUCCCGUAUGCCUGUAUAUGUGGAUUACUCUGCCCCACAUCUGCAGAAACACGUGUAAUACACGCCUGUCUAGCACUUAAAGGGUCUGUAAACUGAUCGUGGGUUCCCAUCCAUGAUCAAACAUUUUCAUCUCUGUGGACUGUCUUUUGCUUCUAGUAACUCUCUUGUCCUUUUUUCUAAUAGAGUAUUAAUCUAAUUUCAAAAGACAAAAAAAUUACUUAAUUUGAAUAACUGUACCAGCUAAAUACUGAUUGCCCUGGUUAAACAGAGCAGACUGUUCCUCGGGAAGAGACUACCAGAUCUGCCCUUUUUUGGGGCUUUAUAGAAUACUUGACUAAUUUUGUUAAUAGUAUGAAAAUAUUAACUUUAAUAAAAUCUCAGAUUUCCAUGUG